AUGAUGAGCAUGGAACACGACGUCCUACUCCAUACCACUCAAUUAACUUUGAAGCGAUAUUUAUUUCGCCCCAUCUUCAUGAACUUUCCUGUCCUAGACCGACUUGCAUCGGUAAUACCGUCUAGAGCCAAGGCUCGAAGACUGAUACGGCAGUUUUCGGAGCUGCUUCAAGCCGAAGUUAUUCCUAGUUCAGGCAAAAAGUUGCAGAACGGUGAGAAUGCAAAUUGCCUCGGAGACCGACUCAGAUCCGCAUGGCGCGAUGGUACCUUGAAUACGAAGCAGCUUCGGGAUAACCUAAACGUUCUCUAUGUGGCUGGCCAAGAGAAUCCACAGCUGCUUAUGGUCUCUUCGCUUUAUCUCCUAGGAAAGCAUUCGGAAAUACAAGAAUAUCUCCGAGAGAAAAUCAAGGAUCUCAGUAUAAGCAACCUGGACGACUUGGAUUGGCGAUCCUUGCCAUAUCUAACUGCAACUAUAUUGGAAUGUCUUCGGUUAUUACCGCCCAUCUCGCAGCUCGUCAAUCGAUAUGUGGCAGAGCCUGCAUGUCUCGGAGGUCGCAUCCACAUUCCCAGAGGCACAUACAUUGGUUACAAUAGCUAUGCCACUAACCGGGAUCCAGUUGCAUGGGGCCCAGAUGCGAAUGAUUUCCGACCUGAGCGAUGGGGUUCCACAGACGAGCAGAUUUCCAGGAAAUACCGGAGUGCCAAGGCGCGGGCCAAAUUCAUUUCCUUCCAUGGCGGGUCCCGCACAUGUCUUGGAGAGAAAUUUGCUCUCUUGCAAAUGAGGAUUUCCCUAUUUGUUCUCGCUCGGACAUUCCGAUGGGAGCUUGAUCCUGAAUGGAAAGACCAAAUGACCCCUGCCGGUCCCUUGCACCCACGAGGUGUACGUCUUGUUUUUAAAAAGCUUUAA
This is a messenger RNA of Penicillium mononematosum, 906 nucleotides long. Its product is annotated as cytochrome P450 oxidoreductase. The record is from RefSeq and is a predicted model, not a curated record. The transcript has 3 exons. Lineage: Eukaryota; Fungi; Ascomycota; Eurotiomycetes; Eurotiales; Aspergillaceae. The coding region runs from base 1 to 906 and encodes 301 amino acids. Gene Ontology annotation, molecular function: monooxygenase activity; heme binding; iron ion binding.